ACGAGAAGAACUUGAAUGCACCAUGUUGGUUGCAUCGCAAAGCACCGUCUUUUUCGGGAACAGUGCGCCCGUGAACGACUCGUCUCUUUGGACUUGAGCCAUCACGAUUUUCCACUUCCACAAGUCCCAGCUUCUUCUUCCUGCAGCCUGCGCCUUUCCUUUCCUUCUCAAUCCAAGCACACCUCGCGCAAAGAAAAGUGCAACCAUGUCUGUCCCUGCCCUUUCCACCUCUCCCCACCCCCCCGUAAAGCGGGCCCUGAUUACGGGGGUCACUGGUCAGGACGGCUCCUAUCUCACGGAGUUUCUUCUCUCUCAAGGGUACGAGGUCCAUGGGAUCAUCCGGCGUUCUUCCAACUUUAAUACGCAGAGGCUGGAUCACAUUUAUGUCGACCCCCACACGACCAACGCCAAGCUCAAGCUGCAUUAUGGAGACCUAAGCGACUCCAACUCGCUGCGUAAGUGGAUCGAUACCAUCCAGCCGGACGAGAUCUACAACCUGGGGGCGCAGUCUCACGUCGGUGUCUCCUUCGAAAACCCCGAGUUUACUGCUGAUGUGACGGGGACUGGAGCUCUGCGUCUGCUGGAGGCCGUCAGGACUCACCAAGAAGACACGGGGAGGAAAGUCAAGUACUACCAGGCAGGGUCGUCUGAGAUGUAUGGAUCCACGCCCCCCCCUCAGGCGGAGGACACUCCCUUCCACCCUCGGAGUCCUUAUGCUGUUGCCAAGGUUGCUGCGCACUGGUACACCGUCAACUACCGGGAGGCGUAUGGCUUGUUUGCCUGCAAUGGGAUCCUGUUCAACCACGAGUCACCGAGGCGCGGGGAGAACUUUGUGACCAGGAAGGUCACCCGCGCAGUGGGGCGCAUCAAGAUGGGCCUCCAGAAGAAGCUGUACAUGGGCAACUUGAAGUCGUCGAGGGAUUGGGGUUUCGCCGGGGACUACGUCGAGGCCAUGUGGCUCAUGCUCCAGCAGGAAUCGCCUGAUGACUACGUCGUCGCCACCGAGGAGUCGCACACGAUCGAGGAGCUGCUCGAGGAGGCCUUCUCGCAAGUCGGCCUCAAGUGGGAGGAGUAUGUUGAGAUUGACCCGCGGUACUUCCGGCCUUCCGAGGUCGACAACCUGCGGGGCUCGUCGGCCAAGGCGAAGAAGCUCCUGGGGUGGAAGCCCAAGGUCACGUUCAAGACGCUCAUCAAGAUGAUGGUUGAGAGCGAUCUUGAGCGUGCCAAGAGGGAGAAGGUCCUUUUGGACGCCGGUUACACUGGACGGGCCCACGAGUAAGAUAGCGAACACACGUGUUGGCCGGAGCUGUAAAGCGACCUCGGAAGGGGAAUGGUCGGGGAUGACGUGCUAUGUACAUGUACCACACAAGCGGGGUCUCUUCAAGUCGGUGGCGUUGAACAUGUAAUGCAUAUCUUGCGCCCUGUCUUUGAAAAAGGAAGCGACCGAGGGCGCACAGGAGGAAAGUGUUGUCAUAGAAAGCUUCACUUGGGUUUGCUACUAGUGUACACAGCCUUAGUACCGUACAUGACUGAUACCUCGAUCUACUAGUAGGUGGGUAAUCCGCUUUCCGUGUUCAGAUUCUUUGUAAACUGAGGCACGAGAUUUGCGCCCCAGUGUACGUCUACAUGAAGAUCACUACACCCUACCAUAGUUAGACUCUCACGCGAUUGUUGGUCAGACUCAAUGAUCGUGGCCGGUCGGAGCCACCUGGCCCUAUUAGUAUCAUUCGCUGAGAUCAGCUUGGGCCCCUCUAUAUACAAUUCAUUAAAUCACGAGAACAAAAGUCACUUGAUGAUCGGACAUUCGAGAUAUCAUGGC
Klebsormidium nitens is the source of this 1819-nucleotide messenger RNA. The record is from the annotation of a GenBank genome assembly. Lineage: Eukaryota; Viridiplantae; Streptophyta; Klebsormidiophyceae; Klebsormidiales; Klebsormidiaceae.